GAUUUUUUGGAGAAACUUCAAAUGAGCCUUUCUCAUGAAAGUAGAGUGAAACAUGAAUUACAUCACAGCAAGACUACCAGAAUAACUACCCAUGCACUCGGUAUGUGUCCUUUGACUGUUUUGGUCUACAACGAACAGAAAUUCUGGGAAUCCUUUAAGAAGAUUUUGAAGAAGAAGGCUCUUGCUAGUCUUCAAGUCUUCAUACCUUCCACUGAUUUGGUGAAAAACACUGGGCUUAAACUCAGUUGGAAAUAUGGCCAGAAAGGUUUUGCAUCACAAUUGGUCACCUGUCUCAAAGACACAAAGAAGCUUGAUGGCAAUCUGCACACAAUGACUAUUGUAGUGCCGUCAGAAUCACUUUUUAAGGAGUUUUCUCAGCAGUCUGAAUCGAACUGGUUCAGGUGUUUGUUUCAAGGCUUUGGGACAUCACACCAGAGUCCAGAAAAGGUUGACAGAUCAUCAACAUCCACAGUUGGUGCCAUCAAGAUAACUGCUUCAAAAAUGGAGGCUGUUGAACUGGCAUUUCAAACAGUCACGAGAACGAUUUUUGACACACUCAAUGCCACAGACACCAAAGAGAGUGGAGGAGCCCUUGCAAGCAGCAUAGAUGAGGAAUAUGUGCUUGUUGAUUCUGAAGUUGACAACUUGAACUCAAAUGAACAAGAAGAUGAAGCUAGUGGCUUUACGAUUCCAUUUGAGACUGAUCGAUCUUUUAUGACACUAAUGAAGGAAAAUCUAGCAGUGAAAGGACUCCUGAAGCCCAACCAGCUCUAUCAUCCUGAUCAUGAAGUCAUAGUUUUAAAGUCUCCAAGUGAUGCAGCUAGGGCAAAAGAAACAUUGGCCAAAUUUAAGCCGGAAUCUCUUCCUACAAAUUUAUCAAGGAACACUACCCUUGCAUUACGCCAAGAGGAAAAUGAAAAGAUCGAUAAGAAAGAUUUCAAGUUUGCAACUGGAAUAACACUGACAGAAGAUGCUACCCAUGUUCAUGGCAACUUUGUUCAAAUUAUUGCAGCACACAGGUUUCUUGAUGAGAUGUUUUCAUCAGCAACAUCUAAAGUUGUGGUUUCAAAGCAAACUCCCACUCAUAAAAACACAAAAGAUUUGGACAAAAUGGAAGAGAUGAGUGGCAUUCAGUUCAGGGCAGCCAUGCAUUUGAUUGGAACAUCUGAAGUAGAAACAGCAGUUUCAAAGAAACAUGGUAGUGCAGAACAAAUUUCUCUCUUAUUUCAUGACAAUGCUGGCGCAAAUCAGUUAAAACAACGAAUACUUGGUUUUAACACUGAAACUGUUGAAAUACAUGGGAAAAUUAAUACAAACGAGGACAUGGCACUGAAAGAGGUCAUGCAUGAUAACAAAGUCUACGCUGAGUUGAGUCCUGAUAGUAAGAGUGUGGUCAUAAUCUCUGAGGAAUGGAAUGAACAGUCAGCAGCAAAGAAAAAGAUUCAAGUAAAAUUUGGACAGGUAAAAGCAUCAAGUAGAGCCAAACGAACAUUUGCUGAAAACACUAGUAAACACCUUGUGGUUAAUAAUCCACUUGAACACUCAUCUACACCCGAGCAAAGGAUAGAUCAACCAGAUAAUCAGGUAUUCAAAGUCGGUUCUGUCAGUGUCCUUGUUUACUCAGCAGACAUAACAACACUGAAGGUUGAUGCAAUUGUCAAUGCUGCAAACGGCAAUCUGAGUCAUGGAAGUGGAGUUGCCAGAGCUAUACGUGAUGCUGCUGGGGAUGCUUUAGAUGUUGAAGGAAGACAGUAUGUUCACAACAAUGGCCCCAUCCCUGUAUCUGGUGUGGUAAGAACAACAGCAGGCAGAAUGCCUUGUAGGAUGGUACUCCAUGCAGUGGGACCAGCCUGGUAUGACUAUAAGGAUUAUGAAAAGGUGAAGUGUGAAGAUGACCUGUGCAAGACCAUCCUGCGAUGCCUUAUUGAAGCUACUAAUGCAGGAGCUGCCAAAGUGGCAAUACCAGCAAUAAGUUCAGGUAUAUUUCGUGUACCAAAGCAAAAGUGCUGUGAUGCAUAUGUGAGAGCAACAAAACUAUUUGGUAUGUGGACGGGCAGCAAGAGAUGCUUGACAGAAGUUCACUUUGUUGAUAAGAGUGAAAGCAUGCUUCAUAUGAUAGCCACAACAUUCUCUCAAUCCAAGCUUUCAACGAUCACGCCAAGACCUGAUGAGGAAAGAUUUAUGAAGCAAUACAUGCACCAAGAAGUUCGUCGGCGUAGCAGAAGCAGAGGCAGACAAACUUCAUCUAGCCUACAAGGAGGUCAAACAAUUCUUACCGUCAGUGAAUCACAUGCUGUUUCUGCUGUUGAAGCAUCAUACACAUACAGUGUUGAUGGAAAAGGAGUGGUGAAGUUGUACACAGGAGAUAUAGUGAAAACCAGUGCUGAUGUUCUUGUCACCUGGAAAAACACUGACAUCCAGCCAAUUACCGGUGCCUCCAAAGCUGUCGGAGAAGCAACAGGACACAUAAAUUUACAGGGUUUGAAGAAAGAUUUGUUGUGUGUUAGUAGUACUCAUGCAGGAAAUAUGAGGGAUAAAAAACAUAUCAUUCAUGCCAUUGUGCCUGUUUCCUCCCUCUCACUGAGUGAUCUAGAAACACUUCUGACAAGAAUAUUGAACAUGGUAUGUGGAACUGAUACUUCAACUGCACUUACGCCAUUGACUUCCAAGCAAGUUAACCUUGAAGAUUUUGCCAAAGCCUUCUGUAACAUUACAAGAGAAGUUAUGAAGGAAAGCAGAGUACCUGAAAUCCAUCUGAUCGAGAAAAAUCCAAUGGUUAUUGCCAAACUCAAGGGAGUGUUUGAUUCCCAUCUGACCCUGGAAUCAGGAGAGGAUACCAUGGACAUAGAGGUGGCUGGAGCUACAGGAGGCGAGGAGUGUUCAAUCUGCAAGGACUCCUGCAACGAUCCCAAAACCCUGAAGUGUGGGCACAGGUUCUGCAGUGAAUGUAUCGAUCACUACUUCAACAAUUACAAGCCUGUGUGUCCAAAUUGUGGUGCCAUUCAUGGACCAGUGUCAGGGAACAUGCCAGAAGGCAAAAUGUCUGUGACUGUGAAUGCUUUCAAUCAUCUCCUGGGACAUCCACAUGAUGGAACCAUUACUAUCAGAUACAACAUACCAGGUGGAAUUCAAAAAGAAGAACACCCGAACCCAGGCAAACCAUACAUGGGGGCUUAUUGGACUGCCUAUCUUCCAGAUUCAUGGGAAGGGAAAAAAGUUCUUCGCCUGUUGAUAGUGGCAUUUGACAGACGAUUGACAUUUACUGUUGGCAGAUCUGUCACAACUGGUGCUGAGAAUAAAGUUACAUGGAAUGAUAUCCACCACAAAACUUCAUAUUUUGGAAAUUUUGGCUACCCUGACCCUGGUUACUUGAAGAGAGUCCAGGAGGAGCUUGCUGCUAAAGGGGUGACUGAAGCAGACAUUGACUGGAGCACACCAGUGUGAGGGUUCUAUAUACCCUUCACAAUGAUAUUUCUGAUACCUUUCAGCAUGUUUUCAGUACGGAAAGUCAGUUUAACUGCUAUGAUGUUGCAAGAGUGUUGCCAAAAGCAGCAUAUAUCAUAUCUUUGUUAUUCAUAAUUCACUCAUUCAUUUAUAUGUUUUAGGGCAAUUACUACUUUUGACCUAAUUCAUUCAGCUGCAUAUUAUCUUGUACUACCUUUCAGUUUCAUUACUUUAUACUAUUGAUAUUACUUGCAUAAAAACCUGUACAGAUG
Haliotis rubra (blacklip abalone) is the source of this 3716-nucleotide messenger RNA. RefSeq lists its product as uncharacterized. NCBI's taxonomy places the organism in Eukaryota, Metazoa, Mollusca, Gastropoda, Lepetellida, Haliotidae. The transcript has 14 exons. Gene Ontology annotation, molecular function: metal ion binding. The coding region runs from base 22 to 3444 and encodes 1140 amino acids. The record is from RefSeq and is a predicted model, not a curated record. Gene Ontology annotation, biological process: protein ubiquitination; Notch signaling pathway.